Molecule: messenger RNA, 780 nt
Organism: Micropterus salmoides (largemouth bass)
Lineage: Eukaryota; Metazoa; Chordata; Actinopteri; Centrarchiformes; Centrarchidae
Product: TOM1-like protein 2
Biological process (GO): signal transduction
Cellular component (GO): endosome; membrane
Molecular function (GO): clathrin binding; ubiquitin binding; phosphatidylinositol binding
Source: RefSeq, a predicted model, not a curated record
CUUGGUGGUACCGCCUCUGGGCCACAGCCUCAGUCAUUCCCGAGCGGAUUGUUUGUUGUCAAAAUGGAGUUCUUACUUGGCAAUCCGUACAGCACUCCUGUGGGCCAAUGUAUAGAGAGGGCCACAGAUGGAGGCCUACAGAAUGAGGACUGGACCCUCAACAUGGAGAUCUGCGAUAUCAUAAAUGAGACAGACGAGGGGCCAAAAGACGCGAUGCGGGCACUGAAGAAGAGACUCAGUGGUAACAAGAACUACAGAGAAGUGAUGCUGGCGCUGACGGUAUUGGAGACAUGUGUGAAGAACUGUGGUCACAGGUUUCAUGUCCAGGUGGCCAACAGAGAUUUUAUCGACGGUGUGUUGGUCAAAGUCAUCUCCCCUAAAUCCAAUCCUCCGACCAUCGUACAAGACAAAGUGCUGUCACUCAUACAGGCAUGGGCUGAUGCCUUCAGGAGUAGCCCUGAUCUAACUGGUGUGGUCCACAUUUAUGAGGAACUGAAGAGGAAAGGGAUUGAGUUCCCAAUGGCAGACCUGGACGCACUGUCUCCCAUUCACACACCACAGAGGGGUACACCAGAGGUGGACCCGGCCAUGAUGAAGUACCUAGCCCCCGCAUCACCUGCUGUCGGGACUCCUGCACCUUCCCCGACCCCCGACCCUGCCACACAGGUCCCCAACAUGCCCAGCCCUAUCAAAGCAACCCCUGAACAGAUCGCCCGGCUGCGUAGUGAGCUGGACAUGGAGAGGAAACCCAAAGUCAUGUCAGAGAUGCUGACAGAGAUG